This is a messenger RNA of Apiotrichum porosum, 2103 nucleotides long. It is a transcript of the gene FCJ1, whose product is annotated as Formation of crista junctions protein 1. NCBI's taxonomy places the organism in Eukaryota, Fungi, Basidiomycota, Tremellomycetes, Trichosporonales, Trichosporonaceae. Bases 1 to 2103 code for a protein of 700 amino acids. Gene Ontology annotation, cellular component: MICOS complex. The transcript is spliced from 2 exons. The record is from RefSeq and is a predicted model, not a curated record. Gene Ontology annotation, biological process: cristae formation.
AUGUACGCCAGCACCAGGCUCGCCCCCUCGAGGGCGUCGCGCGUCCUCGUCCAGCGGAGGCUGCUCUCGUCCUCUGUGCCGAGCCGCAACGCCGCUACCGAGGCCGCUGCCAACUUUGGUGUGCCCGCGCCCAAGCCCAAGAAGAGCGGCGGCUUCCGUCGUCUUGUGACGUACACCCUCGUGGGUGGUGCCCUCUUCUACCCGGUGUCGGCGUACGCGUCGACCAAGAACGAGACGUACCGCGAACUGUUCACCAAGCUUCCCGGCGGUGAGGCACUUGCCGACUUUGCCGACGAGCACGGCUGGGACCGUUUCGGCGUGGGCACCAUCACCAACGCCGCGGUGCGCCUGACGCACUCGACCGACGACAUGGGCGCCAAGCUCGAGGAGGCCAAGAAGGCCGCCGAGGCCAAGGCUGCUGAGCUCACCGCGUCGGCCAAGGCGUCUGCUGCCGAGGCCCAGAAGCGCGCUUCUGCCGCUGCCGUGUCGGCCAAGGCCAAGGCUGCUGAGCUCACCAAGGAGGCCGAGGCCAAGGCUGCCGAGGUCGUCGACAAGGUCGAGAAGGCCGCCCACAUUACCCACGCCAAGGCCGACAAGGCUGUCGCUGCCGCCUCGGACAAGACUGAGAAGGUCGUCGAUGCUGUCCAGACCAAGGCUGCCGCUGUGGCCGACAAGGCCGCUGCUGUUGGCGACAAGGCCGACAAGGUCGUUGAAAAGUACGUCAACAAGGACGCCAAGGCCGUCGAGGAGGUCGUCAACGCCUACGCCACUGUCAACUACCCGGACCUUGCCAAGCCCCGCGCUCUCCGUCCCGAGACUGUCCAGCCCCAGAAGCCCAGCUUUGAGGGCAAGGAGCAGUACAACGAGUCGCUCCCUCUGGGCUUUGAGGCUCCCCCCGGCUACUACGUCAAGCCCCCCGCGCCCAAGAAGAAGGUGCCCGAGGGCGAGCCCCUGCCGCUCCUCGUCCCGCAGGUCAAGGAGAUUGCCGCUGCCGAGCCCGUCAUUGCCCAGCUUGCUACUACCAUUGACUCGCUCACCACUUCGCUCUCCAAGGGCAAGGGCGGACCCAGCGCCGACGCUGCCGACAUUCUGUCGCGUGCCCAGGGCGACCUCGCUGCGCUCAACCAGCGUAUCGACGACGUGAAGAAGGCCGAGAAGGAGCGCCUCGAGAAGGCUGUUGCCAAGCAGCAGGCCGAGUUUGAGACUGCCCUCAAGCAGAAGCAGAACGAGUGGGAGAAGGACGAGGCUGGCCUCAAGGAGACUUGGGAGACUGAGCGCCAGAAGAUGGUCGACGGCUGGCGCGAGGUGCUCAACGGCGAGCUCGAGACCCAGCGCCAGAUCAUCGAGCAGCGUCUCAAGGAGGAGGUUGUGUCGCAGGGUAUCGAGCUCCAGCGCCGCUGGCUGAGGUCGAUCAAGUCGCAGGUCGAGACUGAGCGCGGUGGCCGUCUUGCCAAGCUUGACACGCUCAACACUUCGCUCAAGCAGCUCGAGCGCAUCACCCUCGACAACUCUGCCGUCCUCGACGACAACGUCCGCCUGCACAAGAUCUGGUCGGCCCUCCGCGCCGUCCAGACCAAGGCCGAGAACGGUGACGUCUCGUUUGACGACGAGCUCCGUGCCCUCCAGUCGCUCGCGUCGGCCACCGACGGCCCCAACGCCUCGGACAAUGCCGUCAUCCGCGCCGCCCUCGGCCAGCUCGAGUCGAGCGGCAUCCCCCAGACCGGCGUCAAGUCGUUCGCCUCCCUGUCGUCAUGGUUCACCACCUCGGUCGCGCCCCGCAUCCACGAGGCCUCGCUCGUCCCCGCUCCCGAGGACGCCGGCGUCGGCUCGCACAUUGCCUCCACUGUCCUUUCCAAGCUCCUGUUCCGCCCCAAGGCCGGCCUCGCCGACGGCGCCGACGUCGGCUCCGUCCUCGCCCGCGCCGAGUGGGCUCUGUCUGAGAAGGACCUCGACAGCGCCGCCCGCGAGGUCAACACCCUCACCGGCUGGCCCCGCAAGCUCGCCGACGACUGGCUCCGCGAGGCCCGCCGCAAGCUCGAGGUCCAGCAGGCACUCGAGAUUGUCGGCGCAGAGGCCACCUUGUCGUCCCUCCUCAUGGUUUAA